GUCAAAUAAAUGAGCGGUUAUCCCAUCUGUAUCUGAUAGGGGCAUGGUUUGGAAAUAUAAAAAAUAGUCGGGAAGCAAAAACAAGGAGACAAGCGAACAAAACAUUUGGAAGAAUUCGCAGGCAAGACGAGCGAUUGAGAGGUUAAUUGAGUGACUUCCUGGUGUGCUGUUGGUCUUCAAGGAGAUAACCAGUUUUGCGGAAUGAAGGGUGGUCGUGUGAGAUGGGAUGAGGAUAAUCUGGGGGAAAUUGAAGCAAAUAAACCCGUAAGGCAGAAAAUUACUGAACCCAAGACACCAUAUCACCCCAGGAUUAAUGAUGAUGGUUCUCUGUCGCCUAUUCGGGGCAGCUUUAAUGAAUGUAUUGACUCUGUUACUGAUGCAAUGGAUGCUGAAGAAUUACGGACUGCUUUGAAUGAUGUUGCUUCUUCUAGUAAACAAACCAGUGGCCCAUCCGGCUGGUCAUCAUCAGAGGAUGAGGCAGAUCCUAUGGAACAAGAUGAAGAAGAUUCUGAAAUGGGUAGGAGUUUGAGUUUUAAGGAGCACAGAAAAGCACACUAUGACGAAUAUCUGACAGUAAAAGAACUCCGGCGUAAUGGUUCUGUGCUUGAUGAUGUAGACGAGGAUGAGGGUGAGAAGCAAAAUGAUGGAAGAUCUGCUUCAACUUCAUCAGUAAGUGCUGGUGUUAAGUGUAUAGACAUCGAGGGGGAGACUGCAAAUCUGCCCCAACAAUCUUCAGCACCACCAACUAAUGGAGCUUAGUAGCCGCCAUCUGGCCAAUGUGAGAUGUAAAGUGACUAUUUUGGCAUCUUUGCUUACAACAUAUCUCCGUGUAUGUUUACUAACAAU
Messenger RNA from Pistacia vera, 846 nucleotides. RefSeq names its product protein phosphatase inhibitor 2-like. The record is from RefSeq and is a predicted model, not a curated record. Gene Ontology annotation, biological process: regulation of signal transduction. The transcript is spliced from 5 exons. Lineage: Eukaryota; Viridiplantae; Streptophyta; Magnoliopsida; Sapindales; Anacardiaceae. Gene Ontology annotation, molecular function: protein phosphatase inhibitor activity. The coding region runs from base 202 to 759 and encodes 185 amino acids.